Molecule: messenger RNA, 3386 nt
Organism: Lagenorhynchus albirostris (white-beaked dolphin)
Lineage: Eukaryota; Metazoa; Chordata; Mammalia; Artiodactyla; Delphinidae
Gene: CCDC80
Product: coiled-coil domain containing 80
Exons: 8
Coding region: 363-3227 (954 amino acids)
Source: RefSeq, a predicted model, not a curated record
UCGGCCGGAGGCAUUGGCACACACAGACACACGAGCCUGAGCAGAAAGAAGCUGCAGACAAAUGGAGAUGCAAAGACUUAAAAGGACAGCUCCUUUCACCUCAUUCUACUUGUCAAGAAGGUAAAAAGGCACAGCCAGAAAGAAAAGAAAAAGCUCAGCCCUCAGGUCCAGACAGGCGGUGGUCUGCGUGUGGCUUUGGGAGCUGGAGCUGCAGUACACCCCUUUGUAUCGGACAGUCUCGCAAAGGAGAAAGAGAGUUGGGAGGAAAAGUGUUUCAUCUAGGAACUGUCCUGGGAGCACACUUCAGAUUACAUUUUAAAGCCUCUGCAUUCCAUCUCCAUGAGCCACCAUUGGAUUGCACAAUGACAUGGAGAAUGGGACCCAGUUUUACCAUGCUACUGGCAUUGUGGCUGGUGUGCGGAUCAGAACCCCACGCGCAUGCCAUGAAUAGAGGGAGCCGCGGAGGGCAGAAAGCGCCUCCGGUUUCCCCCGUCAACAGAAGGCCAGCUCGGUUACUGAGGCACACGGGGAGGUCUCAGGGAAUUGAGAGAACCACUCCGGAAGAACCAAACCUCCAGCCUCUCCAAAGAAGGAGGAGCGUACCGGUGUUGAGAGUGGCUCAUGCCACGGCACCGUCAGCCUCCCUGGGUAUCCACGGGGCCCCAGUGAGAACUGAGCGGAGACCAGCAGCACGGAGCUCUCCCCGUGAGAUGGUCCGAGAUGAGGGGUCUUCAGCUCGGUCAAGAAUGUUGCGCUUCCCGUCUGGCUCCAGCUCUCCCAACAUCCUUGCCAGCUUUGCAGGGAAGAAUAGGGUGUGGGUCAUCUCGGCCCCCCACGCCUCGGAAGGCUACUACCGGCUCAUGAUGAGCCUGCUGAAGGACGACGUGUACUGUGAGCUGGCGGAAAGGCACAUCCAGCAGAUCGUGCUUUUCCACCAGGCAGGCGAGGAAGGAGGCAAGGUGCGGAGGAUCACCACUGAGGGCCGGGUCCUGGAGCAGCCCCUGGACCCCAGCCUCAUCCCAAAGCUGAUGAGCUUCCUGAAGCUGGAGAAGGGCAAGUUUGGCAUGGUGCUGUUGAAGAAGACGCUGCAGGUGGAGGAGCGCUACCCUUAUCCGGUCAGGCUGGAGGCCAUGUAUGAGAUCAUCGACCAGGGCCCCAUCCGCAGGAUAGAGAAGAUCAGGCAGAAGGGUUUUGUGCAAAAAUGUAAGGCCUCCGGGGUAGAGGGUCAGGUGGUGGAGGAAGGGAACGAUGGCAGAGAGGCAGGAAGGCCAGGCCUGAGCAGCGAGAAGAGGAAAGAGGAGCAGAGGAGAGCACAAGUGCUGCCAACCAGAGAGAGUCGGCUGAAGGCGAUAAGAAAAGCGGCCACCGCUGCGGGGGCCCCUCCUCCACCGCCCACAACCCCACGGGCCACCACCCUGCCUCCUGCUGCAGCCACAGCAGUGACUCGGGCCACCUAUCGGCCGGUGACGGUAACUGCAAGACCUACAACCCCCGUGGGCUUUCCGACCACCCAGAGGCCCUGGACCCCCCGGGUGCACCCUUCCUCGGAGCCUCACAGGGCCUCAGCAACAGCCGAGGUGGCCACUGCCAGGGGCCCCGUGGCCUCCAAGAACCUCUACCCUCCACCCAGGAAGGAGCAGCCCAGGGAGAGGCCGCAGACCGCCCGGAGGCCCAGCAAGGCCACCAGCUUCGAGCGCUUCACGGCUGCCCCUCCCACCACCGUCUCCGAGCCCAGCACCAGGGCUGGCGCCGGCCGUUUCCAGGACAACCGCACGGACAGGUGGGAGCACGGCCCCCGGGACCCGAAUGUGGGGCCGGGUCCUCACAAGCCUGCAAAGGGGAAACCUCCCCAAAAGAAAGCCCGGGACAAAAUCCUUAGCAAUGAGUACGAGGGUAAGUAUGACCUUAGCCGGCCGACCGCCUCUCAGCUGGAGGAGGAGUUGCAGGUGGGGAAUGUUGCCCCCAAAAAAGCGAAGGAGUCUAAAAAGCACGAAAAGCUUGAGAAACCCGAGAAGGAGAAGAAAAAGAGGGUGAAGAGUGAGAAAGCAGACAAGUUACUCAAGAGUGAAAAGCAAGUGAAGAAGGACAAGGCUGAGAAAAAGAGCAGGCAGGAGAAAGAGAAGAACAAGAAGAAAAAGGCGGGGAGAACGGAGAAGGACGGGCACCUGAAACCCACGAAACACUUCGCUCAGAGUCCCAGGAAGCCGGUGACCGACCUGCUGGGGCCCUUGGAAGGCAAACGAAGGCUCCUUCUGAUCACUGCUCCCAAGGCUGAGAACAAUAUGUAUGUGCAGCAGCGAGAUGAGUAUCUGGAAAGUUUCUGCAAGAUGGCCACCAGGAAAGUCUCCGUGAUCACCAUCUUUGGCCCUAUCAACAACAGCACCAUGAAAAUCGACCACUUCCAGCUAGAUAAUGAGAAACCUAUGCGUGUUGUGGAUGAUGAGGACUUGGUAGACCAGCAUCUUAUCAGCGAGCUAAGGAAGGAGUAUGGAAUGACCUACAAUGACUUCUUCAUGGUGCUCACUGAUGUGGACCUGAGAGUCAAGCAAUAUUAUGAGGUGCCUAUAGCAAUGAAGUCUGUGUUCGAUGUGAUUGAUACCUUUCAGUCCCGAAUCAAAGACAUGGAAAAGCAGAAGAAGGAGGGCAUUGUUUGCAAAGAAGACAAGAAGCAGUCACUGGAGAACUUCCUAUCCAGGUUCCGAUGGAGGAGGCGGUUGCUAGUGAUCUCAGCACCUAAUGAUGAAGACUGGGCCUAUUCACAGCAGCUCUCUGCCCUCAGUGGUCAGGCAUGCAAUUUUGGUCUGCGCCACAUAACUGUUCUGAAGCUUUUAGGUGUUGGAGAGGAAGUUGGGGGAGUUUUAGAACUGUUCCCGAUUAAUGGGAGCUCUGUUGUGGAGCGAGAAGACGUACCAGCCCAUUUGGUGAAAGACAUACGUAACUAUUUUCAAGUGAGCCCAGAGUACUUCUCCAUGCUUCUAGUUGGAAAAGAUGGAAAUGUGAAAUCCUGGUAUCCUUCCCCAAUGUGGUCCAUGGUGAUUGUGUACGAUUUAAUUGAUUCGAUGCAACUCCGGAGACAGGAAAUGGCUAUUCAGCAGUCACUGGGGAUGCGCUGCCCAGAAGAUGAGUAUGCAGGCUAUGGUUACCAUAGUUACCAUCAAGGAUACCAGGAUGGUUACCAGGAUGACUACCGUCAUCAUGAGAGUUACCACCAUGGAUACCCUUACUGAACAGAAAUAUGUAACCUUAGCCCCAGCCAGUUUCCCCUGCAGCUGUUGAAGCCACAUGUGGCCAGCUAUGUAAAGGAGAGUUCUUCCACACUGCCUACAUUCCCUGCCUUUUUCUUUCAGUGUUCUUCCAAGAUUAAAUAAAUAGCAAACUUUUGCCUA